AUGCACGUCGGCAAUCAAGCAACUCUCGACCGGUCAAACAACGAUAUAAAUGUGUUGAAUAAGUCACCGUUGUAUGAUUCGGUUCGAAAUGGGACGAAUCCAAACUCAUCAUUCAUUCUUCGCGGUCGGUUGUACAAACGUGGCUAUUUGCUAACUGGUGGUAUUUAUCCUAGGUGGUCUACAUUUGUUAAAGCGUAUCCACACCCUGUCGAUCCAAAAGAAAAGAAGUUCAAAAAAGUACAAGAAGCGGCAAGAAAAGACAUUGAAAGGGUUUUUGGUGUUCUUAAGGAAAAAUGGAAGAUAUUGGAGCGCCUCAUUCGUUAUUUCGAUUUAGACAAGAUCGGCAAAGUCGUCGAAGCGUGUUGUAUAUUGCACAACAUGAUCAUAAAGGAUGACGGGAGGGCAAUAUCACCGGUUCAUAUAAUGGACCAACCGACACCGAUAGUAUAUGAUCCUAGCGUUUUACCAGAGUUACAUGAUGAAAGCUUCCAUCAUCGUCUCUGUUAUGAUCUUACAGAGCAUCUAGCGGGUCUAGAUUUGGCAUACCUCAAUGACCCGGCUUUUCAACCAACACCGAUUGAAGAUUUAAUUUAG
Messenger RNA from Erigeron canadensis, 594 nucleotides. RefSeq names its product protein ALP1-like. The record is from RefSeq and is a predicted model, not a curated record. Lineage: Eukaryota; Viridiplantae; Streptophyta; Magnoliopsida; Asterales; Asteraceae. The transcript has 2 exons. Bases 1 to 594 code for a protein of 197 amino acids.